Molecule: messenger RNA, 438 nt
Organism: Geodia barretti
Lineage: Eukaryota; Metazoa; Porifera; Demospongiae; Tetractinellida; Geodiidae
Source: the annotation of a GenBank genome assembly
AUGGGAAGUGCGUCUGACGAGCCGGUGGUGAGCGAGGCCGUCAAGACGCUGGAGCAAUUGGGUAUAGAUUACGAAGUUCGGGUGAUGUCCGCUCACCGCACACCGGAACGAGUGGCCGAAUAUGCGCAGCAGGCGCGGGAUCGCGGCAUACAGGUGCUCAUCGCCGCUGCAGGCGGUUCGGCAGCGCUUGGUGGCGCACUCGCGGCCUGGUCCACACUGCCGGUUAUCGGCAUUCCGUUGGCCUCAAGUGAACUGAAAGGCAUCGAUGCCUUGCUGUCCACGGCGCAAAUGCCUCCUGGCAUCCCGGUGGCGGCCAUGGCCGUGGGUGCCUGGGGUGCCCGCAACGCCGCCUUUUUCGCCGCCCAAAUCCUGGGUCUGCAGCACCCUGAAAUCAGGCAAGCAUAUGACGACUACCGGCGCGAACUCCGCGAACGGUAA